GAUGACAAUGCUGAAUACUUGUGUUUUCAAACACAAGCAUAUGUGGAUCUUGGAGAUGCUACUCAUGAGUGCGAGUAUUGUGGAGCCUUAUUCUGGUAUGCUGAAAGGGUAAAGAGACAUUCUGUCAAGCAACGCCCAAAGUUUUCAAUGUGUUGCAAUCAAGGAAAUGUUGUUCUCCCUAACAUGCAGCAGCCCCCUAAAAUUUUAAAUGACCUCAUUUUUCGCUCUGAGCAUCGAAGUAAGCACUUUCUGGAUAACAUUCGUUCUUACAAUUCUAUGUUUUCGUUCACUUCGAUGGGUGGGAGAACGGAUAGAGAUAUAAAUAGGGG
This is a messenger RNA of Cuscuta europaea, 329 nucleotides long. The record is from the annotation of a GenBank genome assembly. Lineage: Eukaryota; Viridiplantae; Streptophyta; Magnoliopsida; Solanales; Convolvulaceae.